AUGCCUGCUUCAGAAUACGCACAAUUAUCUGGUUCUUCCACACUCGUUGGAAUGACACAAUCACCCAAAUCACCAAAGACGGCAACUGUCACGUCGGAACCUGCCAAAAUUUCUCAUGACUACGACUAUGAAUCGGACGACGAGAUAGCAGCAGCCAAAACCGAACAACAGACCGCAUCACCACCAAAGACUUCGAUUCUCGCCAAAGUCAAGGCAAAACUGUCGUCGGACUCGAAAUCAGCGCAGCCGACCGCUUCGGCCUCGAAAACGUCCUCGAGUAAAUCAACCACCAGGCAGCAAGCAAGGGCGGACACCGUCUUUGCAUACAAGGUCCUUGCCGAGACGAGAAUGUGA
Molecule: messenger RNA, 354 nt
Organism: Pestalotiopsis fici W106-1
Lineage: Eukaryota; Fungi; Ascomycota; Sordariomycetes; Amphisphaeriales; Sporocadaceae
Exons: 2
Coding region: 1-354 (117 amino acids)
Source: RefSeq, a predicted model, not a curated record